UCUGAAGGGGUUAAUGUUUUCUUCAUUUUUCUGGAUUUGCCUUUGGGAAUGAGGAGGUAAGAUCCUCCCAUUUACGUCAGAAAGUUCGAGCCUGGACGCGGCUUGAAAACGGGCUGAAUCUGUAGCCCCAGUUGCUUUGGACUCAUUGCGAUAAGGGGGCUGUAUCUCCCGGGCCGGCUACAGUGUAACACGCACACAGAGAAACACAUCCCCGGGACUAGCGUGUGGAUGUGUGGCAAUCCCUUCAGCGAUGGUUCUCUCUCCCAAUUUGGUUCUGAAGUGGAUCUGUUCAGCUCUUGGAUAGCGGCUGCUGAAAGAGUUGGGGCAUAUCACAGGAGGUAGCAGCGCCAGGCUCCUACUGCACCUGGGUACCAGCACUAGGAGGCAGAGGUGCCAUGCUCCACUCACACCUGGGCAUCGAGACAGGGGGGCAGAAGUGGAAAUCUCCCAUUAACCUGGACAUCAACACUGGAGAGGAAGUGACAGGCUCCCACUGAAUUCAGGAGACCAACAGAAGUGCCAAUUUCUCAUUUCACGUGUAUGCCAGUGCAGGGAGAGAAGUGCCAGUCUCCGAGAGUCUUCCCCACACACACACACACACACACACCCAGUGCCUUGGUUAAAGUCAGGACUAUGUUCCCAGAAUGUUGGCCAGGAAGAGCAUCAUCCCAGAGGAAUAUGUGCUGGCCCGGAUCGCAGCUGAGAAUGUCCGGCAGCCCCGCUACACGGUCCGGCCUCGCCAAGCUCGCUUCAUCGCCAAGAACGGCUCCUGUAACGCGGCUCACAAGAACAUCCGAGAGCAGGGCCGCUUCCUGCAGGAUGUCUUCACCACCCUGGUGGACCUCAAAUGGCGCUACACCCUCUUCAUCUUCACCAUGUCCUUCCUGUGCAGCUGGCUCCUCUUCGCCAUGAUGUGGUGGCUGGUGGCGUUUGCCCAUGGGGACCUGGAUCACCACCGGAGCUCCGGUCCGGAGCCGUGUGUGACCAAAGUGCGAUCGUUCACCUCGGCCUUCCUCUUCUCCAUCGAGGUGCAGGUCACCAUCGGCUUCGGGGGCAGGAUGAUCACCGAGGAGUGUGCAACGGCCAUCACAGGCCUCAUCGUGCAGAACAUCUCGGGGCUGAUCAUCAACGCCGUCAUGCUGGGCUGCAUCUUCAUGAAGACCGCCCAGGCUCACCGCCGGGCCGAGACCCUGAUCUUCAGCCGCCACGCCGUCAUCUGCCUGAGGAACGGCAAACUGUGCUUCAUGUUCAGGGUGGGCGACCUGAGGAAGAGCAUGAUCAUCAGCGCCUCGGUCAGGAUGCAAGUGGUGAAGAAGAGCAGCACCACCGAGGGAGAGGUCAUCCCCAUCCACCAGAUCGAUAUCCAAGUGGACAACCCCAUAGACACCAACAGCAUCUUCCUGGUGGCGCCGCUCACCAUCAGUCACGUCCUGGACAGGCGCAGCCCCCUCUAUGAGAUGUCGGCCAGCGACCUCCAGAGUCAGAACCUGGAGGUCAUUGUGAUCCUGGAAGGGGUGGUGGAGACCACGGGCAUCACAACUCAGGCCAGGACCUCGUACAUCUCCGAGGAGAUCUUGUGGGGCUAUCGCUUUGUGCCGAUAGUAACCGAGGAGGACGGCAUCUACUCGGUGGAUUAUUCCAAGUUUGGCAACAGGAUCAAAGUGGCGACUCCUCGUUGCUCUGCCCGAGAGCUGGACGAGAAACCUUCCAUCCUGAUCCAGACCCUGCAGAAGAGCGAACUUUCCCACCAGAACUCCCUGAGGAAGCGCAGCUCCAUGAGGCGGAACAACUCCAUGAGGAGGAGCACCUCCUCUCUGGUGGUCCCCAAAGUUCAGUUCUUUACCCCUGAGGCCAGUUCUGAUGUGGCUGAUAACUGAGGUUAAUCAAUGCACAAUCAGGUUCCCAGUGUCACUGCCCAGAUGAGCUUCCUCACACUUUAAAGAGGGUUGGUAUAUAGACUAAUAUGCAAACUAAUUAACUGCCAUUGUGCCUUUCCCCUUCAUAUAAAUUAAAUCGAAGUAUAAUUUAAUCCAGAACCCUCCUUUAAGCAUUGCUCAGCAGUAGCUAAUCUGAAUUUACCUCCUUGUUCUUAAAAUUGGCAUGGACACAUUAGUUAAAUGGCCAAUCUCAAAAAUGUUAGGCUGGGGUAUAUUGACUGAUCUCUGUAUAGUGUCAAAUAUAACACUGAUUUCUGUCAGCUGUUAUACAAUUAAAUAUAUAGGAUUUGCAGAAUUGUCAGUAGCAUCAAACUGUGUUUACACUAGUUCACCUGAUUUCAUAUUACAGCAGCAUUAUAGCACUAAUAAAAUAGGCAGGUACUGCAAUAGAGCUUGAAAGUUAUUACAAAAUUGUAUUUGAAAACUUCCAAUAACCUUUUAACUACUUCCGUAACUACUUACCAGAGACUGGAUGGGCAGGGGCUAUUUUUAAAAUUAAAAAUAAUGCAUUCCUUACCUAAUUGAUUUCUAUAACAUUGGAUUCUGUUAUGUUAGCUUCUCUAAGUUACAUUAAUGCAGUAACUAUUGCUCAGAUUGGUUAUUACAGUUUAAGUGGCAGCACUGUCCUAAGCUGGUCUGGUGGGACUUUAGCUCUCCUGUGCAAGAGAGUGCUGAGGUGACUUGCAUUCAUUGAGUUCCUUGCUCAGCAUUUAAGAUUUAAAUGUUUUAAUGCGGACUGUGUCACCUAUGUGCAUUACAUCACUCCAGCUCAGCUUCAAUGUGUCCUGGAGUUGGACUAAACCAACUUUGGCCCUGCACUGGAUUUACAUUUGAGUGUGAAACAGAGAGAUUAAAUCCCCUCCCCACUCUAAAAGUUUCACACCAUAAUCCUAACAUUUUUCACUGCUGACUAAUGGGAAACUAAUGCUUAUCUAUAAGAAGCUACUUUUAUAUAGAAGGUAAAAAGGUGAAUAAUUAUUGUUACACAUGGUCAAUAUGAUCUCCUAGACUCCUUUUGACUAUCUGAGGGCAGUCGGAGAGGCUAGCUGUCAUAUAGGAACUUUCCAGUGCCUAUUUCCCCCUCUUACUCCUGCAGUGCUUUACCUCCAGAAAAUUACAAGGCUGUGUGUGUGUGCAUGUAUGUGUGUCCGUAUGUGUGUGUGUCCGUGUGUGUGUGUCUGCGUGUGUGUCCGUGUGUGUCUGUAUGUGCACAAGUUCGAGUGUGUAUGUGUGUUUGUGGGUG
Carcharodon carcharias (great white shark) is the source of this 3180-nucleotide messenger RNA. RefSeq names its product ATP-sensitive inward rectifier potassium channel 8-like. The record is from RefSeq and is a predicted model, not a curated record. Gene Ontology annotation, cellular component: plasma membrane. Gene Ontology annotation, biological process: regulation of monoatomic ion transmembrane transport; potassium ion import across plasma membrane. Lineage: Eukaryota; Metazoa; Chordata; Chondrichthyes; Lamniformes; Lamnidae. The coding region runs from base 645 to 1877 and encodes 410 amino acids. Gene Ontology annotation, molecular function: ATP-activated inward rectifier potassium channel activity. The transcript has a single exon.